Messenger RNA from Pygoscelis adeliae (Adelie penguin), 1161 nucleotides. It is a transcript of the gene CENATAC, whose product is annotated as coiled-coil domain containing 84. The coding region runs from base 103 to 462 and encodes 119 amino acids. Lineage: Eukaryota; Metazoa; Chordata; Aves; Sphenisciformes; Spheniscidae. The record is from RefSeq and is a predicted model, not a curated record. The transcript is spliced from 6 exons.
CAAACAGAGCCAGAGCUUUGCGCAGGACCUUCUGUCUGCAGCCCCCCAGCAGGACCCGAAAGGGACUCCUCUCACGAUGCAGAGCAGCCUGGCCCGAGUGGGAUGCAGCCAGGACCUGACUUAAACUGGGUGGAAUCAGGCCAGGCUUUGACCUUCAUUGGCCACCAGGAAACAGAAGGGAAAGGAAACGUUCACACAGGAGCAAAACCUCCAUGGCUAACAGAGGAAGAGGAUGGAAGUAAACAACAAAUUGGACCUUCGUAUGAGGAAUUUCUCAAACAAAAGGAGAAGCAGAAGCUGAAAAAGCUCCCAGCGGAGCGCGUGGGUGCCAACUUUGACCAUACCUCCCAGACAGGCGACAGCUGGCUCCCUUCCUUCGGGCGAGUUUGGAAUCACGGCAGGAGGUGGCAGUCCAGGCAUCAGUUCAGAACUGAAUCGGGGGAAAAGAAGAAAAAAAGGUGAUCAGAAGAGGAGCGCUGCAGAAACCAAGCUGUGACCGUUGUGGAAGGGUGGGCUGUAGGUAGCUGCAGCUUUGCUGGUGCUGCUGCUGCUGCCAAGUUAGCGCUUUUAUUUAAUGCGUACAUCCAGAUGUGUUCACCCCUGGAAGGCAGGGUGACCAGAGCAUAAUACCGAGUUGAGCACUGUUACUGAAAGCUACUCUGCCAGGGGGUGUCGCAGCAGAUCCACUUCCCCUGUAACGGACACGCAGUGUGUAUCUGGGCAUCGAUUUCUGAAGUCUUAAGCAACACGAAGGCAGAUCCUGCCAGCAAGGAAGGUCUCCUGCCUAUGGUGUUAUCUUCAUAAUCAGAAAGCCUACCUUGUACAGCGUGUGCUGCCCGUGUCCUACGCUGACAUGUAGCAUGGCAUCCCGUUAAAGGAAUUUAUGAGAAAUAAUUUUUUUUUUUUUUUUUUUUACCUGUGUUGGUAGACCAACUGAAACUCGCUUCAGGUGCAGGGCCUGCUCUGGGGGCAACUGAUGAGUUGCUCCUGAUAUUUUCAUUCUAAUUUAUAUUACUUUCACUCGUUCUGCCUCACCUAAAGGACGACCGAUUAGUCCUCAGUAGAAGAAAGGAGGCCUUAAAGACCUUUGCUGUGGGCAGUUGUUACUUUUAAUUUAAAUAAAAUACGUACAGCCUUAUUUAGAGCUGCUUAUCUAUGCUU